AUGGAGACCAGCAUGGAGAUGGACACAACCAAUCGUCCGGAUGAGUGGAUAAUUGAACAGGGUAUGGCCGGCCACAAGCUACCUAUCCUCGAUCAGAGUGGCAGCGAUACUAUUAACCUGUAUCCACCUAACCCGACCAAGUUGAUGAAGGAUGAAGAUGCGAUUCGCUCAGUCGGCGAUCGCGACAAACUGUUCGCUCGUGAGCGACCAGGCUGGAAAGGGUAUGUCGAGUGGGAGAACUACCCUGAGAAGAAGUCCAAGGCCCAUAAGAUCCUGACCUCUCAGACUUUCCCGGGCUGCCCCGACUUCAUGUUUGGACCUAUUCCUCCAACCAACCCUGUGCUUUCCGGUGAUGAUUUCAAGGCCUGGCAUGCAGCCAUCGGGGGAGGGAUGACCACUGUUGCCGAUGACUCUUGGCGGACGGUGCUGCGUGAGAAGCAUCCCGAUAUGCUGCAUCUUCUUCAGUUCCCUUACAACGGAGAACCUCCCAAGCGCCUGGUGACUUCCAAGGCAAUCACGCCAAACCCUCUCCAUUUCGUGCGGAACCACGGCGGUAUCCCUUAUAUUGAGAAGGACAAGUUUGAAUUGUCUCUUGAUGGACUCGUCGCGCACCCAAAGAAAUAUAAUUUGGAUGACCUCAUGGACGAGAACAGGUUCCCUCGCAUGGAAAAGACUGUGACCAUGCAGUGCUCUGGAACCCGUCGUAUUGAACAGAUUGCUCUCUAUGGUGGUCAAGGCGACGAAGUUCCCCAGGCUCCCUGGGCCGAGGGUGCCAUUGGCACCGCGCGAUACGUCGGCAUCAGUUUGAAAAAGGUGAUCAAAGACUGCGGUGGUCUGCUCAAGCCGGCAAAGCACCUUGAGUUGUACGGCGUGGACACCUACGUCAAGGAUCUGGAAGUUGGGAACUAUGUUGUCAGCGUCCCUUGGUCCAAGGUCAAAGCCAACGAGGUCAUUCUGGCUUGGGAGAUGAAUGGCGAGCCUUUGCCCAAGAUCCACGGAUACCCUCUCCGAGUCGUCGUUCUUGGAUACAUCGGUGCUCGCAGCGUCAAGUGGCUUUACCGGAUCAAGGCCAUCGAGAACCCUUCGCGCGCACCCGUUCAGGCGAGAGAAUACCUGUACUUCAACCAGCAGAUUGGCAAGUACAACCAGCGUCCGACCGACGGCAUUCAGAUUCAAGAGAUGCCCGUUAGCUCUGCGAUCAUGUCACCGUGGACCAAGCAAGCUAUCAUCCAUUCGGGUAAGAUCCGCUGCAAGGGAUGGGCUUAUUCCGGUGGUGGACGCUGGCCCGAGCGCGUUGAGCUUUCGGCCGAUGGAGGUUUCUCAUGGUAUUCAGUGCCACCCGAGAACUUGUCGAAGAAAGGCAAAUGGACCUGGCGCACUUGGGAGUACGAUCUGCCGUGCGAUGUGGAAGGUUGGAUUGAGAUUGUCUGUCGAUGCUGGGACAACUCUCUUAACACACAACCGCUGAAUGUCCGCGCAGCCUGGAAUUGGGGUCUUCAUGUCACGUCUUCGGCUCACCGUAUCAAGAUCUACAGUGUCAACAAGACUAGAGAGGUUACCAGGAAGCGUCUGGACAAAUAUGAGCAGUUGGGAAUUCCUUUGGCACCGCUCACUCGCUACGAGACUGUGCCAGGUCAAACAGCGGAGGAGUAUGAAAAAUAUUGGAAGGAGCACGACCCUCGCGAUGUGGAUGAAUGA
Molecule: messenger RNA, 1698 nt
Organism: Penicillium maclennaniae
Lineage: Eukaryota; Fungi; Ascomycota; Eurotiomycetes; Eurotiales; Aspergillaceae
Product: sulfite oxidase
Exons: 2
Coding region: 1-1698 (565 amino acids)
Cellular component (GO): mitochondrion
Molecular function (GO): oxidoreductase activity; molybdenum ion binding
Source: RefSeq, a predicted model, not a curated record